Varroa destructor (honeybee mite) is the source of this 3953-nucleotide messenger RNA. It is a transcript of the gene Tcs1, whose product is annotated as Threonyl-carbamoyl synthesis 1. Gene Ontology annotation, molecular function: tRNA binding; double-stranded RNA binding; nucleotidyltransferase activity. NCBI's taxonomy places the organism in Eukaryota, Metazoa, Arthropoda, Arachnida, Mesostigmata, Varroidae. Gene Ontology annotation, cellular component: cytoplasm. Gene Ontology annotation, biological process: regulation of translational fidelity. The record is from RefSeq and is a predicted model, not a curated record.
GAUAGAUUCUUGUACCUUAACGAUACUAAAAUUAGUUUCUCACUCCCAAAAUCGUACUCUAGCAAGACAUACACGAUAUAGUUGAAUCGACUAAGCAAGAUACAUCUGCUACUGAGCAAUUAUCUUCAGCAUAUAAACUUAUGCAACGAUUUUAUAUAAAAAGCCGGUAGAACACAUUUGUAAGGAGACGACCGUCAAUCAGCGUAAGGUUAUGGAUUCCCUGGGGUUCCGUAGUGCUCAAUGACAUUAUUAGACAAGUAAAUUAUGCCGACGGAUACCUGCCUAACAAUAAAAACAGUUUGCUAUUUCCGAAGAUCACUUCCUACAACAGUUUCAAGUUACCACAAUGUAUUUUCUUUGAAACGAAUAUAAGAAUUCGGUAGUCGGGCAAAAAUAUGUAUAUAUGUAGGUCAAACUUGCGGUUACUAGCUGGUAACCUCUGAUGAAAUGAUUGCAUCAGAACCUAACAGAACUGGCUAGGCAGGCGCUGUUACUUCAACGAGGCGUUAGUCACGUCGAGGCCUACGGAGAUUAACUACCACAUAUUGAGAAACGUCGCGUCAUAGGAACAUGAUGUUACUAACUUUAGUAGCUGGAGCAGAUAAAUGAUGUGUUGACACGCGACAAUGCAUUUUUUUAUACUAGAUUACGCGUUCACUAUUAGUGCGACGCAAAUAUAGCUUUUUGAGUUCUGCGUAUUAAGCAAAUGAUAUUUGGUGGUCGUCCACACGUAUAUAUAGAGUAUUAUUAUUUCACUCGUGGUGUCUGCUAUGGUUAUGUUGUACACACUUUUUCUAGAAUUGUUAAAAUUAUCAAGUAGAAAGUUAUAUUUCGGCGCGGUAGAGGUACAUUACACUAUCAACACCCUUGAAUGGAAGUAAAUGAUUAGACUAUUAUUAUGAAUUUAACGUUUAGUAGGCUCAUAGCAAACGUGUUUUUUAUUCAGUUAUAGGCAAUCAAUAAACUCUAAAUCAAUAAAAACAAUAUAAAUCGUCAAAACUUCGAUUCAACGUGUUAAGUAAAUAAAUAACGCAUGCGGUUCACAGAAUUCAAUGGUUGCUUUUUAAUCUAAAAUAACUUGAUGGCUCCUGCUUCAAUUGAUACAAGGUUGAAUCAUAAGUGGAACUUUGGUCUAGUUUGGACUUUGCCAACCUAUGACAUUGAUAAGGUCUAUCGGUCAGUCUGACUCAGGUUGUGCUACAUUAACUGCUGCAAUCGAAAGCCUCUCUCGCAAUGGCUGCCCACUCCUGUGCAGUAGGAGAACGUCAUUCUUGCGGUGACUCAGUGGGCUUAGUUAGCCAGAAAGACUCGUUGCCGUUCUUCGUUUUAAUAGUUUAUAUUUUCCUCGAGCUCGUUAUCGAUUAUAUAUAUCAUCCUUUUCGAAACUCACCAUGCGUUGCGCAAAAACGCAAUCGGCUUAGCUGAUACGAUGGACGAUUUAUAUUAACGUCGAUAAAGUAGUGAUGUUUCUUGUCCCCCCGUGAUGAUCCUGUCUGUUUUGGGGCCAUUAGCUCGAAGUUAUCGCUCGACUCUUGAAGUGAAAACAGGUUGUUUGAAGAAGACCUUUCUGGCUACAAUAUUUGCCAUGACGCGACCGAUCGCUGUUGGCCAUGUUACGCGUGAUGCACAAAGUAUCGACCUGGCGCGAACAGUUUUGAGAUCUGAAGGGGUGUUGGCCGUUCCCACAGACACGGUCUACGGGAUCGCCGCACUUGCUCAAAGCAGCACAGCUAUCCGAAAGUUGUAUGCGAUUAAGCAGCGAGAUAUCCAUAAGCCUGUAGCUAUCUGCGUGGCAAAUGUCGACGAGGUCUACAAAUGGGCACAGGUAACAAUCUCGCGACAACUGCUGGAAGCUCUUCUCCCAGGACCUGUCACCCUGAUAUUCACCCGCACGCAUCUUCUUAAUCCGGAACUGAAUCCGGACACUACAUCGGUCGGCGUUCGAAUCCCUGAUUCACCGUAUAUUAAAACGCUCUGUGAAGUUGUGGGAUGUCCGCUGGCACUGACAUCGGCGAAUAUGUCGUCGGCCGAAUCAACUCUAAGCGUUGAAGAGUUUUCUGACCUUUGGCCUCAGCUUGACCUCGUCGUUGAUGCAGGCCCCCUUUGUCAAUUAGGCAGCCCCCAGGCGAAACAACGUAAAGGCUCUACCGUUGUGGAUCUUACCGCUGAAGGGUUCUUCAGGGUGGUAAGACCCGGUUGCUGUCUGAAGGUCACGAAGGACGUUUUGUUGAGAAAUGGCCUCAAAGAAUGGCGCGACCUCUCGAGUGAUAUUAAAAAACGUAGCAGAAGCCAUACAGUGGCUCAUAAUGGUGAAAUUAAGUAGAAAUAUGGAACAUAGAGGAAUAAGAUAGUCAUAUUACUUCGAUCCAGGUGAUGUAUAAUCGCUAUGGGUAUUCGUUUCGAGCAGUGAAGACUUAAGGAAUAACAUUGAUUCCGCUGCUACACACUUUCGCUCAUUUUGUUUUGAAUACAAAACAUUAGUUAGUUUCAUCUUAUUAUUGCACAGGUUGCUGCGACUAAUAUGUUUGUUCAGGCCAGUUCUGCAUUGGCAGUAUUGAAGAGUUUUGUGAGCUAAAUUUUAUGAGAGAAAUGAAGUGUGUACUGUGUAAUUUGUGAAAUAGUAGAGCUAAAUCGUCCUUGGGAUCUUGGGCAGAGUAAAAAGCUUUACAUAAAAAUAAAUGAAAACACAAAUGCCGCAUUACUCACUUCACCAGGAAACACAGUAUGUAGAGUAAGUUGUUUUCACAAAAAACGCUGCUAUAUAUAUAUAUAUAUAUAUAUAUAUAUAUAUAUAUAUAUAUAUGCUUGCACAUGGUUAAAGACUAAGUAACGCUGAAAUUUACCAGCUACGCGGUAUUAUUAUUACGAAGACAAACAAAUCAAGCAAACAACUGAAACAAUGUUUAAACGUUUUCGCAUUGUAAAUAUUUCUUACAGAAGCAAGUCACUCGGAAAAUCGAUUAGUGCACCCUAUUAGAAUAUCUGUACAAAGGCACAGUUUAGCUAGCUGUUUAUUGGACGUACACUAUAUAACAAUUUCGUGUGUGCGGGCAAAAAUAACCAACGAGGCGGCAGACUAUGAAUCAAGAACUAUGAAACGCGAUUAAUAGGUCAUCAAUGAAAUUGUUUACUAUUGUUUUUAAUUUACUUUUUAGUUAAAAAUUUAUUUUUUAUUUUUGUUGCGCCAGGUGUGCGUGUGUGUGGCUAUGUGUUUGUACGCAACCUUGGAUAGGAAAUCAAUACAUUCGUUCUGGUUUAAUGUUCAAUUGAUGAUUUGGUAUUACUUAGUUCCAUAGAAUUUAAUUUUUUAUAAUAAAGAUACGUUUUCUAUUAUUUUUAUUUCAUUUAUAUUUACGUUCAUUAUCAGUGAUGUUCUGUACUUUGCAACCAUCAACAAGUUUUAUGUGCAUGUUAAGUCUUGCAAGCUAAUUACCUGUACACUAGACAAAUAGUCAGAGAAUGUAAAUUCCACGAGAAAACAGCAUACAUUAAUUGAGCAGUAGAACAUUAAAUAUUUUUCAAGAUCCCGGAAACUAAAAUCCCGGUGUCUUUUUGAUUAACACCGGAGCGUCACUCGUUACGCAGUUGAAUAUCAAGUAGAAGAACCUUUUUCCAAUGUUUACUAGUAAAAAAAUAGAUGAAUGUUCAGCGUCGUAUAAUAAAGAACUCGAUGGGGUAAUGACAGAUAAGUUAUUUUAUGUUUGAAGGAAAACAAAAGCGAAGCAAUCGAAUAAUUGUGAACAUUACGGUCUGGGAACGUGCAAGAGAGUCCGAAGCCGAAUCAUACUAAAAAGAAAAUCAUGGCAAAGAACAUAAUGUCUAAUAGCCCAUCCUACAGUUGGAACACAAUAUGUAGAAAAAACGAUUAGGUCGAAAACACAGAAAGAACCCGUGUAUGUCGAUAAUAGGCUACCAGUUUUUUAAUAAAUGUUGUGGUUGGCCACAGAUGAACC